AUGUUGAAAAAGGAGAACAGUGGGGGUUUUGAUGGCAGUAGCAACAACUGGUCAAGGGUGUGUGACAGUUGCCGUUCCACCGCAUGUACCGUUUACUGCAGGGAAGAUUCCACCUUCUUGUGUGCCGGCUGUGACUCCCGCAUGCAUGCAGCAAAUCUGUUGGCUUCUCGUCACGAGCGUGUGUGGGUUUGCGAGGCCUGCGGACGUGCCCCUGCAGCCUUUCUUUGCAAGGCAGAUGCUGCCUCACUCUGUGCCUCCUGCGACGCUGGCAUCCACUCUGCCAACCCCUUGGCGCGCCGUCACCACCGUGUCCCAAUUAUGCCCAUUUUAGGAACCCUUUAUGGUCCUCCAGCUGUCGAAACUGUUGGCAGUGGUUCUAUGAUGAUUGGUGGGCCCACAGGGGAAAGCACGGAGGAUUAUGGGUUCUUGUGUUUUACUCAAAAUGCAGAUGAUAUGACUGUAGAUGAAGAUGAUGAAGAUGAAGCAGCUUCAUGGUUGUUGCUGAAUCCUCCUGUUAAGAAGAACAAUAAGAACUUUGACAAUGACCACAAUAAUCAAAAUAACAACUAUGGGAUGUUGUUUGGUAGGGAAGUAGUGGAUGACUACUUGGAUCUAGCGGAGUAUGGAGGGGUUAGUCAAUUUAACGAUCAGUACAGUGUUAAUCAGCAGCAACAACAUUACUCUGUUCCUCAGAAGAGCUACCGUGGAGAUAGUGUUGUGCCAGUUCAGGAAGGACAGGGAAAAUCUCUGAUUCUCUACCACCAACAGCAGCAACAACAAAGUCACCACCUAAAUUUUCAGCUGGGAAUGGAGUAUGACAAUUAUAACACUAGAUAUGGUUACCCUGCUACUAUGAGUCACAGUGUUUCCAUUUCGUCGAUGGAUGUCAGUGUUGUCCCAGAAUCUGCACUAAGUGAAACUUCAAACUCCCACCCACGACCUCCAAAAGGGAACAUUGACCUUUUCUCAGGCCCUCCAAUUCAGAUACCUCCCCAGCUUACUCCAAUGGACAGAGAAGCCAGAGUCCUGAGGUACAGAGAGAAGAAGAAGAACCGUAAAUUCGAGAAAACCAUAAGGUAUGCUUCAAGAAAAGUCUAUGCAGAAACAAGGCCAAGAAUCAAAGGCCGAUUCGCGAAAAGAACAGACGUCACUGAAGCAGACCAGAUGCUUUCCACACAAUUAAUGGCAGAUAGAAUUUAUGGAAUUGUUCCUUCAUAG
Molecule: messenger RNA, 1218 nt
Organism: Solanum verrucosum
Lineage: Eukaryota; Viridiplantae; Streptophyta; Magnoliopsida; Solanales; Solanaceae
Product: zinc finger protein CONSTANS-LIKE 2-like
Exons: 3
Coding region: 1-1218 (405 amino acids)
Biological process (GO): regulation of flower development
Cellular component (GO): nucleus
Molecular function (GO): protein binding; zinc ion binding
Source: RefSeq, a predicted model, not a curated record